AUGCCCAGCCUCGCUUUCCCUUUAGCUGUCAACUACUCCAUCCCAUACUGGGUUCCACCGCCAGAUGAUCUUGGAAUUGUGGUCGCUCGAUACAGAGAAGUGCUUGAUCCCUGGAUCGAUGUGGCAGCAAACAGCUAUGUGUAUGCGAAGUAUCCAACUCCCCAAGAAGACGACAGCAUUCCCCACGACUCAUUCAAACUAUAUGAAGAACUCCCCAACACCGGCCGCGAGGGCAGAACGUACUGCCACCACAUCUACAGCCAUUACGAUGACUUGCAGCCCAUCAUCAUCUUCACCCAGGGCGAUCCGAAAUGGUCGAAAAAGGCCCUCGAACCUCCAGAGCCAGACUUCGACCCAGUCACAAUCUACAACCAUGACUUAAUCCGCGAUCUGGCCGAAUGGAGCAAAAUCAACUGGUCUUCGCCCGCGGAAGGUUAUUGGAUCACGCCCAGCCAGCUCAACACAAUUGCAUAUGCUCCAUAUGAUAUGGCGAUAUUCUGGCAACGGCUAUUCCAGGAGGAGCAUCCGGCCGCAGUCCGCGUUACGCACGGUGCUGUAUUUGCAGUGCGCAGGGAGGCGAUUCUGCAGCAUCCUCGUGAUCUGUACAAGCGGUGUUUGGAUCUGUUUUCCAGUGAUGGGCAAGACGUGGCCAAUCCAGAGGUGGGAUACUUCAUGGAAAGGGUUUGGCUGGCGUUGUGGAGUAAGAAGUUUUGGCUCUCGAAGAUUCCUGGUUCUGGGGAUGUGUAG
Messenger RNA from Aspergillus wentii DTO 134E9, 747 nucleotides. RefSeq lists its product as uncharacterized. The record is from RefSeq and is a predicted model, not a curated record. The coding region runs from base 1 to 747 and encodes 248 amino acids. The transcript is spliced from 2 exons. Lineage: Eukaryota; Fungi; Ascomycota; Eurotiomycetes; Eurotiales; Aspergillaceae.